Microthlaspi erraticum is the source of this 2289-nucleotide messenger RNA. The record is from the annotation of a GenBank genome assembly. NCBI's taxonomy places the organism in Eukaryota, Viridiplantae, Streptophyta, Magnoliopsida, Brassicales, Brassicaceae.
AUGGGAGGAAUAAGGGGAGAGAAGAGAGGGAACCCUUUGUUGAGAUGGAGUAUGAAACAAGAAAGAUUCAGCCAUGGCUUCUCACAAUCUGAUCUCCAAGCUCUCUCCGCCGUUUGCGAGGCUAUUAUGCCUCCUGUUCGAUUAGAGAGCUUAGAUCUUGAGAUGAAGUUGAAGGUUUUACGCAACGAUGCACUCUUGUCUUUCUUCAAGUCUUCUACUGCUCAUGUUAGACCUGAUGAGGUGGCAGAGCUACUGGCAACAAAGGCAAUGAAACUGACAGUUAUAGUGGUGAGGAUAGUUUUGAGACUACUCACAUUCAGACUGGGAACGUUGCUGCUUUGCGGGUUUGUGUGUCUUGAUGACAAGAAUUGGCCUUUUCUUCUCAAAUUCUCUGAUGUCUCGCUUGAGAAAAGGGAAAAGGUUCUCCAGAGAUGGAACAUUCAGUGGUAUAACCCUUUAGCAAGAAUCGCUUUCAUGAUGAUCAAAGCCAUCUUCUUGUUCUACUACUUCACAUGGAUGCAUGAACAGACAGAUGAGAACACAGAAAACCCGGCAUGGGAUGCAAUUUGUUAUAGUGUGGACUUGGGUGAAAGCAAGGACAUGGCACUCAAGGAAAGGCCUCUAGAUAAAGGUAUCAUCGAGACAGCAAACGAAGAUGAGAUGAAUAUCAAGCAACGUAUGAUCAACAAAGGUCUUAAAGUCACAGAGGAUACUGAAAGCGACACUUACAAGAUCGAGUGUGAUGCAGUGGUAGUGGGCUCUGGAUGUGGUGGAGGAGUUGCAGCUGCAAACCUAGCAAAGUCAGGCCUUAAAGUAGUAGUUCUUGAGAAAGGGAACUACUUUGUGCCCCGAGACUACUCGGCUCUCGAGGGUCCUUCCAUGUUUGAGCUGUUCGAGGCGCAUAGCUUAUUGAUGACUCAUGAUGGGAGGUUCCGGUUCAUGGCAGGGUCAACUCUCGGUGGUGGCUCUGUGGUAAAUUGGGCGGCGUGUUUAAACACACCUGACGCUAUCAUCAAAGAAUGGUCAGUGGAUCGAGGGCUUGCAAUAUUUGCUAUGGAGGAAUAUAAGGCCGCUAUGGACAGAGUUUGCAGGAGGCUAGGUGUCACUGACAAAUUCAUCAAAGAAGGGUUUCAAAACCAGAUUCUGCGGAAAGGUUGUGAGAAGCUUGAUUUGGAAGUGACAGCAGUGCCAAGGAAUUCAUCAGAGAAACAUUAUUGUGGUAGUUGCUCGUUUGGAUGCACAACCGGAGAUAAAAGAGGCACAGAGUCAACUUGGCUGGUCGAUGCAGUUAACAACAAUGCUGUGAUCCUAACAAAGUGCACGGCUGAGACACUGAUCUUGGCUGACACCGAUGCUCAGACAAGAAAGGAGAGCGGACGAAGGAGAAGAUGUCUGGGAGUCACAGCAUCCCUGUCAAUGGGAACUAGAAAGAAGCUUCAGAUCAAUGCCAAAGUGACGGUUGUUGCUUGCGGCUCGCUUAUGACACCGAGACUGUUGGCUUCGAGCGGGUUGAAGAAUCCAAACAUUGGUCGUGGUCUCCAUAUCCACCCUAUCCUGAUGGCUUGGGGCUACUUCCCAGAGAAAAAAUCAGACUUCAAAGGAGCAGCUCAUGAGGGAGAGAUCGUGACUUCACUACAUUACGUUCUUGAAAUGGACUCGACAACACCUAACAUAACGCUGGAGACUCCGGCAAUGGGACCAGGAACGUUCGCAGCUCUGACCCCAUGGGUCUCUGGGGCAGAUAUGAAGAAUAGGCUGGCCAAAUACGCAAGAACAUCUCAUAUUUUUGUAAUGGUGAGAGAUGAAGGUGUUGGAGAUAUGAAGGGAGGCAUUGUCAAAUACAAAUCAACCAAGCUGGACGAAGAGAAUCUGGCGAUUGGGUUAAAGCAAGCACUGAGGAUCUUAGUUGCAGCAGGAGCAGAAGAGGUUGGCACAUACAGGAGCGAUGGGCAGAGAAUGAAAUGUAAAGGAGUCAAAGAGGAGGAAGUAGAGGCGUUUCUAGACACCGUGGACGCGCCACCUGGAGUUGUGUCGAUGAGCAAGCAUUGGACUCAUUCCUUUACGGCGCAUCAGAUGGGAUGUUGCCGUAUGGGUGCAACGGAGAAGGAAGGUGCCAUCGAUGGAUAUGGAGAGAGCUGGGAGGCAGAGGACUUGUACGUAUGUGAUGCAAGUGUCCUGCCUACAGCUCUCGGUGUGAAUCCCAUGAUCACCAUUCAGUCCACUGCUUACUGCAUUUCCAACAGAAUAGCCGAGUUAAUGCAGAAGAAGAAGAAGAAGAAGCAAGACUGA